AUGCCCUUCGUUUAUCGUCUCACAACAGCUCAUACUCUAUCACCUGAACAUCUUCGCCGUGCCCUCCAACACAUCAUUCGUAGACAUCAAGCACUUCGAACAUCAAUUCUUCUCGACGCUGAAAACGAUCUGUUCAUACAACAUAUUAUGAGUGAAGAACAAGGUCAAAAUAACACAUUCUCGUUCGUCGAAAGCACCUACGAAACAGAUGAACAAUUGAAGAACAUUGUUCAUGAUGAGCAAACUAACUGUCAUCAUUUCGAUCUAUCUCGCGGAGUUGUUUUCCGUUUUCACAUUGUCUAUCACAAGCAGAAGCCUUCCAGUGAAGUUCUUUCGAUGAACGAUGUACUUAUAUUUAAUUUUCAUCAUGCCAUAUUCGAUCUUGCAUCGAUGGAUAUAUUUCUCGACGAUCUCAAUCGAGCAUACACAACAGGUCAAUUAGCGAAUGAUGAUCGUCCUGCUCUACGCUAUCUCGAUUAUGCUACUAUAGAACAACGAAUGCCAAUGACUGGUGCCGAAAUGUUCUGGCUCGAUGUACUUCACAAUUGCAAUAUCGAUCAACCAUUGCCACUUCCAUAUGAUCGAUAUCGUGUUGUGAAUGAACAUGCGACAGGCCAUGAAACAUCGAUUUCGUUUGCUUUCGAUGCAGAUGUGUCGCAUGAUCUGCUCACAUAUGCAUCAACGAAGCAGGUCACUCUUCAACAUCUAGCCCUUGCGACGUACUAUGCAUUUCUAUUCAAGCUUACCAGUGGAGAGAAAGAUCUCUGUAUUGGAAUGAGUAGCGAUGGUCGAUAUCGAGAUGAACUGAGGUCGAUCAUUGGAUUAUUUGAAAGUGUCAUUCCACUGCGUUGUCAAUUAGAUCCGCACUGGUCUCUUCGUCGAUUGCUCGAUGUUGUAUGUGAUGUGGCAACAAAGAGUAUGAAGUAUUCUUAUUUUCCUCUUCGACGAAUUCUAAACCAACAUCAACAUGCGUCCGCACCCACGUUUCUUCGUGUGCUGUUCGACUUCCAGUCAGACGAAAGUAAACACAAGCAGCAGCAGCAGCAGCAGCACAAGAAGGAUGUGUUGAUUGGCGAUGCUCAGCUUCACUGUGUGUCUACUUGUGCCAAGUGGAACAGGUAUGUGUCCGUCAACGAACUCGAUUUGUCCUUUUCUAUCCAACACGAUAUCGCUCACACUCAUGGACUCAUCUGCACGAUUGAUGCAUCACUCGACCUCUUCUACGAGACGACAGUCGACAAGAUGGCACACCGAUUUGGUACCAUGUUACAACAGCUGUUUCUCUCGCCGAACGAUGAGCAGAUGGAGAGACCGAUCUAUGAGCUGUCGUUGAUGUCAGUCGAUGAGAGGAUAAUGAUGAUGUCGAUGAACAACACACAGGUGGCAUUUCCUUGUGUUUCUUGUAUUCAUCAUGAAUUUGCUUUUCAAGCUAUGCAGCAUUCACAGAAGGUAGCCGUCGAACUUGAUGAACAAUCGUUGACCUAUUCAGAACUUCUGUAUUCUGCUCAACUGUUGUCGUUGCAUCUUCUAAACAGCCAUCGCAUUCUGCCAGGUGAAAUCAUCUGUCAAUGUGUAGAACGAAGUUUGUCAAUGGUUAUUGGCAUGAUGGCGAUUGAGAUGGCUGGUGACGUUUAUUGUCCGUUGUCAGCUCGCGAUCCGCAGCAUAGAUUGCAUUUAUUGAUAGAAGAGACGCAAAGUCGUCUUGUUUUCGCUCACUGGCUAACAAAGAACAAGUUCAACAGCGGUAUCGUUCUUGUGAAUAUCGACUCAGUGGUGCUAAAUCGAUAUUCACGCAGUGAUGGCGAAGCAGAUGAUCUCUCAGGCGUGAGCGUAUCACCUGGUGACAUAGCUUAUACGAUUUUCACGAGUGGAUCUACAGGAGUACCAAAAGCAGCUCAAGUUCGACAUGAGAAUUUCACUAAAUGCAUACGCUCUCUCAAUUACAUCGAUUCGUUCAGUGGCAAAGAUACAAUUGUACAAAUGUCGAGAUGUUCAUUUGAUAUCCAUGUUCAAGAGAUACUUGGUGCAUGGAUGGUGGGAGCUACAUUAGUGAUGCUUCGUCCACAUGGAACUGUGGACUUUGACUAUCUAUCUCGAAUAGUAGAGACGAAGCAGGUGUCGUAUAUGCAUACCGUACCGAGCUUGAUCCAAAAUUUCUUCGUUUUCUUGCGAGAGAACCAGAAAGGCAAAGUGCUAAAAACUCUUCGAUCACUUUGUAGUAUUGGCGAGGUAUUAUCGGUGAAGGUGGGUGACCUGGUCUCGAACAUGGACAUACCGCAAUGUCUUGUGUGGAACUUGUAUGGACCAGCUGAAACAACAAUAGUUUCGACAUUCCAUUGCUUGAACGGCAGUUCGAUUGGUCAAGACAGUAUUCCGAUCGGCACACCCCUUUCUGACUAUCGAUGUUUGGUGUUGAAUGAUUUGUUUCAGUCAGUGACGAUGUCUCAAGUAGGUGAGCUAUGUAUAGGCGGCGCGGGCGUGUUUGCUGGCUAUCUUGGACGUGAUGAUUUGACACAAAAGGCACUCGUUCAUAUCAACGACGAAGUGUAUUAUCGCACAGGGGAUCUCGUUAAGAUCGACUGCAAUGGUCGCCUUCAUUAUCAAGGAAGAAAAGACCAUCAGGUCAAGUUGCACGGACAACGGAUUGAGCUUGGAGAAAUCGAGCGAUGUCUGCUCAGUUCAUCCAUCUCUGCCUGUGUGGUCAUCAAGUGGGGUGAUGAUCAUCUGGUCGCAUAUGUGCAGUCCUCUUCGGCUACGAACAAGAAGCAGUUGCGUGAGUAUUGUCAAUCUCAUCUGCCACCACAUAUGAUUCCAUCACUAUUCAUCUUUCUGGAUAAACUACCUCUGAACGCGAAUGGAAAAAUCGACCGAAAACUUCUACCAUCGCCUGAUCUUUCUGACUUUUCGUCGGCAGAUGUCGAUGUAGACGUGGAGUACAAGCUGCCCAGAAACGAGAUCGAAAGUACAGUACAUGAGAUCUGGUGCGAGACUUUUCAACGCAAACAAAUCUCGAUCGACACCAAUCUUUUCGAUAUUGGUGGACAUUCACUGCUUCUCGUACAGCUGUACCGUAGAUACAGAGCGAAAUUUAGGUUUCAAACAAAAGCUGUGACUACUGCUAAUCUCUUCAAGCACCCAACUAUUGCGGAGCAUGCUCAUCUCAUUCAUGAAGCCAUCGGCAAAACACAGACAGCUGAUGACUUUCGCUGGCCUGCAUUAUACCUCACGCAAGCCAUGGCGUCGUUUGCGCAGGAGCGCAUUUUCCUAGAUGAAGAGAUUCGGUUUUCUUUUAGCCACACCCGUUUCACAUAUGUCAUGCCAUCGCUUUAUCGUCUAGCAUCAGUCAAUACCAAUGACUUUCUAUCAAUCACUCGCUUACACGAUGCACUGCGUCGGGUCAUUAUCAAGCACAGCAGUCUUCGAACAGCACUCUAUCAUGAUGCCGAUGGUAACAUCAUACAACGUUCCAUCGACGUGCGCACGAACGAUGCACAAUGGGACACGUAUAAGUUCUCAGUCAGAGAUGUUCCACAUGAUGAUCAACAAACAAAUGAAGUUAUCAGCGAAAUAUUGAAUCAGUCUGAUCUGUUUGACUUGUCGAAAGGACAUGUCAUCAAUUGUCACGUUCUUCGUCGCCAUCGACCACAGAAUCGUAUACCGAACUACGACGAUGACAUCUUGAAAAACGAUGAUCUUAUAUUGUUCAGUGUCCAUCAUGCAUUCUUCGAUGGUGCAUCAACAUUACUUUUUAUUCGUGAGCUGUCUCUUGCCUAUGAGAAUACUACUCUUUCGUCCACGGACGAAAACAAACUUACAUAUAUCGAUUAUUCCGUUCAUGAGCGUCUACUGGAUAUGACAGUAUCUCGCAACUUCUGGCGUUCACAACUAGAAGGAUACAAUCUUGAACAAAGACUCUCAUUACCAGUUGAUCGACAUCGAACAUCAGUAGACGAAAGGUCUGGCUUAGCCUGCACUGCUGAAAUUGUGUUCGAUGACGAAAUGUUGAUAUCGUUUUUGGACUAUGCAUCCGUUCAUCAUCUGACACUCUUUCAACUUGGACUAUCCUUAUUUUAUGUAUUUCUGUUCAAAUUAACUCACGGUCAAACUGAUUUAUGUAUCUCGUCUCUGAAUGCCAAUCGAUAUCGAAGUGAACUAGAAAACAUGAUAGGGAUGUUUGUUUCGACAUUGCCGUUUCGUGUACAGCUGGAUGGUGCCUGGUUAUUCGAUGAAGUGUUACAAUAUGUUAAAGAGAAGAGUUUAUCCAUUUACGAACAUAGUUUUUAUCCUUUGCAGACUAUUGUGACUGAUUUCCAUUUGAAUCUGUCAAAUAUUGGAUUUUUAGAAACGAUGUUCGAAUUUGUCUCUGUUGCUGCAAGUGACCAACGAUUUUCUUUUGGUGGGGUCACGUUUCAGGAGCUCGUCGUGGAGCCGUCUUAUGAAGUUGUAAAAUUCGAUUUUUCCGCCUCGUUUGUUUAUAAUCCGUUGUGGACGGAGAAGAAAUUGUCUUGUUCACUAUUAUCGUCUAAUAUAUUCGAUCGUGCUUCUAUCAAUAAAAUAGCUCAAAGAUUCAAACAUUUUAUAAGGCAAUUAUUGGUGCGGAGCUCCAUCAUGCGGGAAACAUCUUCACCGAAUAAAUCCAUUGAUGAAUUAUGUUUAAUGUUACCGGAAGAAAUAGCAGAAUUGCAAGAAACUAUAUUUACUUAUUCAGGAAAGAUCACUAAAGAAGGUAAAUACACGUAUAGUUAUGGUAAUUUAUUGCUUCGCUUUGUAACUGGAAGUAGUAUAUAA
Molecule: messenger RNA, 4788 nt
Organism: Adineta ricciae
Lineage: Eukaryota; Metazoa; Rotifera; Eurotatoria; Adinetida; Adinetidae
Source: the annotation of a GenBank genome assembly